UGAGUCAGUGAACAGUGCCCGAGCGCAACGGUGGUGCUGCGAUUUCAGGAUGUCCCCGGCAGCGUCGUUCGGCGAACGAUGGGCCUUAGACAACUUGACAAGGAAAGCCACACCAGAAGAGCUCCUCACCCUUGAUCUUAUUCUCAAUUGCUGCAGUGGAGAUGAGACAGCAGCAUCGAAAAGGGCAAGAAAAUAUUACACAGCUAGAGGGCCUGGUGGACUCACUGAGCUAUGGCAUCGGCGGCGACCUGACGAUGAAGAUAUUUUGUCUAGCUGUCAAGAUGUUUACAUAGUACCUCUACGCACCCGCAGCGCUGAAGGUAGACGCCUGACGUUUGUCAAACUGCCCGCACCUACAGCGCUAAACAAACCUCUUUCUCCAAAAGCCUUGUUAGCAAGAUGGCUCAUGAUCCUGGACAUAAGGUUAAGAGAUGAUCCAACUCCAGGUGAUGAAGUAGUAAUGAUAGACGUAUGUGACCUGCAACCCGCGCAUCUCAAAAGUCACUUCAAAGGGAGUUAUUGGAAAGAUUUUGCUUGGUGUAUGAAGUCGGCGUACCCUCACCGAUUUACAGAAAUCCAUAUCAUAAAUACACAGAAGCUUAAAACUAUAUCCGUCCUACUCUUACACAUGAGUUUAUACCCCUGGCGACGUAUCAUCCGUUCACACCCAGGUGAAGAUGGUAUAAACAAUUUUAUGGAUGACUAUUUCCCGCCUGAAGGUCUACCCCAUGAAUACGGGGGAAAAGCUGGUGUUAUGAAAGAUCUUAAUGAUGAAUGGACAAAGAAACUUCUACUCAAUUCAAAAUGGCUUCAAAUCGAAGAGCAAACGUUCUACCAAACCGAAUUGAAACCUGACAAACGUCGUCAGAAUCGAAGUCUUCGAAAUCUUCUUAGUAUAAGUUCAUAUGAUAUAUCUCGGAGUCAGUCCUGCAAAUCGUUGGAUAAUGACCUUGAGGAGGGUCCCUAUGGAGCGUAUAGGAGUCUGACUGAAGAUAAAACUUUUUAUAUCUAGACUUUUCGUUUUUAACUAAAAUUGACUAUUUACAAAUUAUAUGAGUGUUACUAUUACAAUAAAACAUUAAAAAACGAAAUCAUAAAAUACUUAGUACCCAUGGUUGCAGUCUAGGUAUUUAAACACUUUAUAAUCCAUUACAAUAAACACGUUUCUAAUCAUCUAUAAUAUAUUGGCCUUACUAGUGUGAUAAUAAAAUCAAUUUAUUAUUAUAUUAAAAAAAACGUUACCUAUAUGAAUAAACAAACAGUUUGCAAAAUGAAACAGGUCUAAGUAAGAGACCGUCCACCAACGGAAUAAUAUAUAGUUAAGGGAUACAGCAAAUCAAUCAGGGUCAACUGAGGUCGAUUGAGAUUAGUCAAAAUGAUGUAAAAUCAUGAUGUUGCCUAUAAACUUGUACUAGAGAUGCUGUUACCCAAUCAAAAUCAAACAGAAUGCACCUUUGAUAAUUUGAUUCUAAAUUUACAUUUACUAUUUUAUAAUGUAUUGCAAUGUUUGAUAUCUCUCGUUUAAGACAACGUAAAAAUAAUACUCGUAAGUAACAAAACUAAGUUAAGGAACUUAAAAUACUCAAAAAGUUUUAUGCCCAGUGGUUGUUAGGCAUUAUAUAAGUACCAAAAUUUUAUAUGAAUGUAAAAAAUAAAGAUAUAGAAUUAUA
Molecule: messenger RNA, 1670 nt
Organism: Pieris rapae (cabbage white)
Lineage: Eukaryota; Metazoa; Arthropoda; Insecta; Lepidoptera; Pieridae
Exons: 6
Coding region: 50-1012 (320 amino acids)
Cellular component (GO): membrane
Molecular function (GO): phosphatidylinositol bisphosphate binding
Source: RefSeq, a predicted model, not a curated record